This is a messenger RNA of Lymnaea stagnalis (great pond snail), 204 nucleotides long. NCBI's taxonomy places the organism in Eukaryota, Metazoa, Mollusca, Gastropoda, Lymnaeidae. The record is from the annotation of a GenBank genome assembly.
CACCCCUACCAGAACCGGACGCCCCCGAAACGCAAGAAGCCGAGGACCGCAUUCACGCGGCAACAGGUCCUGGAGCUGGAGAAGAGAUUUUCCCGUCAAAAAUACCUGGCGUCCGCCGAGCGGUCAGCGCUGGCCAAGACUCUGAGCAUGACAGACGCACAGGUGAAAACUUGGUUCCAAAACAGGAGAACAAAAUGGAGGUAG